Trypanosoma conorhini is the source of this 804-nucleotide messenger RNA. RefSeq lists its product as uncharacterized. The transcript has a single exon. The record is from RefSeq and is a predicted model, not a curated record. The coding region runs from base 1 to 804 and encodes 267 amino acids. Lineage: Eukaryota; Euglenozoa; Kinetoplastea; Trypanosomatida; Trypanosomatidae.
AUGAAGCCAGGGAUGCGCUUGGAGCGAGGAGUGGCGGGGGAUGCGUCGACGCUCCAGCGCCCCGUGAAGUCCAGUCGCGGGGGUUACCUGCGCUGCCCGUUUGUCAUUGGCCCUGCCUUCGCCGCGGUUGCAGAGCGCCACGCGGCGGGAGGCGCUUUGAGUCACAAGUCGCACCGACUGCACGCCGUGCGUGGGAGCGAUGGUGGCCAUGCUGCCGACAGCGAGGAAGAUGGUGUUUGCCGUCCGUGGAACCGAGCGGGGGUCGGGGCAAAGGCCCUCAGUGCGAAGGAGAGGCGAUUGCAGCAGCAAGAGGCUGAGAAUAUCUACGGCUCCACUGCCGUUAAUGACGCCGAUGAGAAGAAUGGGGAUGCGUCGAAAGCCCCUGGUGCGGGUUUGUCGGUUGCCCUCUCUUCGUGGGAAAAGACGGCUCUAAAACGCGUCGUGCCGCGUGGCGUACUCAAGAAGAAACCGCAUAGCAACGGCGAAACUUGUGAAGAGGCAGUAGCAGACGGAGGGGGACACCACGAUGUAGAAAGACUACAGCGGCAUCAGCGUGUGGCAGGGCACAAGUGUGAAGCCGACGAACGCGCUCUCAGCGGCGGCUUGGGACGGCCCCGCCGUAAGAUGGAGGAUGGCGGACAUGCAGAUGUUCUUCCGCGUGAAGCUGGGGAUUCUUGCGCACCACAAAACACGGAGGGGCGGUCGCUUCCAGAGAAAAACAAGCCGCUGAAUAGACUUCAACAGUUAGAUGCGAUGCGGAGCGCCGCACUCUUCGGGAAGAAAAAAAUGAUUUUGAAGCGCUGA